This is a messenger RNA of Nicrophorus vespilloides, 3181 nucleotides long. RefSeq names its product ovochymase-2 (gene scaf). Gene Ontology annotation, biological process: proteolysis. Lineage: Eukaryota; Metazoa; Arthropoda; Insecta; Coleoptera; Silphidae. Bases 1735 to 3015 code for a protein of 426 amino acids. The transcript is spliced from 7 exons. Gene Ontology annotation, molecular function: serine-type endopeptidase activity. The record is from RefSeq and is a predicted model, not a curated record.
CGUUACGUCAAUGGACAAUGUCAACCAACUUGUGGAUCAAACGAACGUCUUGUAAAUGGACAAUGUCAACCUUCUUGUGGACCAUCUGAGAGAUAUGUUAAUGGCCAAUGUCAACCAACUUGCAGAUCAAACGAACGUCUCGUAAAUGGCCACUGCCAACUUAAUUGUGGACAAAAUGAACGUUUCGUAAAUGGUCAAUGUCAACCAAACUGUGGACCAAACCAACGUUAUGUAAACGGUCAAUGUCAACCUAGCUGUGGACAAAAUGAACAUCUUGUAGGAGGUGUAUGCCAACCUACCUGCGGACCAAACCAACGUUUUGUUAAUGGAAAAUGCCAAACUAAUUGCGGUCCCAACGAGCGACUUGUAAAUGGAUAUUGUCAAGUCAUAAACAUAGAACCUGCAUGCGAAUAUAAUCAAAUACUAAAGAACGGCAUAUGUGUAGCAAAAUGCACUGGCAAUCAAAUUCUGAAAAACGGUAUUUGCGUUAUAGACAAUACAUAUCUACCACCAGUCACUUGUAAUUCCAAUCAAGUUUUAAGAAACGGUGUUUGUUAUGAAAAAGACGCAAGCUGUGGUCCAAAUAAGAAAUAUAUAAAUGGAAACUGUGUAUCUAUUGAAUGCAAAUCCAACGAACACCUUGUAAAUGGAAGAUGUCAACCGAGAUGUGGUCCAAAUGAAAAUCUUGUAGGUGGCAUUUGUCAACCAAACUGUGGCGCUAAUCAACGUUUUGUUAAUGGUCAAUGUCAACCAAUCUGUGGACCGAAUGAACGACUUGUUGGUGGCCAGUGUCAACCAAAUUGCGGUCCUAAUCAACGUUACGUAAAUGGACAAUGCCAGCCAAUUUGCGGUCCAAAGGAACAUUUGGUAAAUGGUCAAUGUCAACCGACUUGCGGAUCAAACGAACGUUUUGUUAAUGGCCAAUGCCAACCUAACUGUGGAUCAAAUCAACGUUAUGUAAAUGGACAAUGUCAACCAAUUUGCGGACCAAAUGAACGCAUCGUAGGAGGUCAAUGUCAACCUAACUGUGGACCAAAUGAACGCUUCGUAGGAGGUCAAUGCCAACCUAACUGUGGACCAAAUGAACGUUUCGUUAAUGGCCAAUGCCAACCUAACUGUGGAUCAAAUCAACGUUAUGUAAAUGGACAAUGUCAACCAAUUUGCGGACCAAAUGAACGCAUCGUAGGAGGUCAAUGUCAACCUAACUGUGGACCAAAUGAACGUUUCGUGGGAGGUCAAUGCCAACCUAACUGUGGACCAAAUGAACGUUUCGUUGGAGGUCAAUGCCAACCUAACUGUGGAACAAAUCAACGUUAUGUAAAUGGCCAAUGUCAACCAAUAUGCGGACCAAACGAACGUCUAGUAAACGGCCAAUGCCAACCAAACUGUGGACCAAAUGAACGUUUCGUGGGAGGUCAAUGCCAACCGACCUGUGGACCCAACCAACGUUACGUAAAUGGCCAGUGUCAACCAAUUUGUAGCCGUAAUCAAAUAUUGAGAAAUGGUGUCUGCAUUGAAAAUUGUAAGGCAAAUGAAAUUUUGACAAAUGGAGUAUGUGUUCCGACAGGUCCAUACUGUCCAGCAAAUACAAGACAAGUAGGAAAUGACUGUGUUCCAAUUUGCAAUGUCAAUGAAGAGUUAGUGAAUAAUCGUUGCAUCCUGAAACCAAAAUGCAGCAGUAAUCAAAUUUUACGAAACGGUGUUUGCGUUGAUAACUGCGGAUACAACCAGAAGAUGGAGAAUGGUGUCUGCGUCCCAGUCGUUGAAUGUACAGGUAACACGGUUUAUGAAAACGGACGUUGCGUACCGGAUCAACAUGAGGGAUACAAUUACACAAAGCCGAUACCGCCUUUCGAACCGGAUACUACUCCAGACAACACCAACGAUGUUCCCACCAUAAUCACUGAUGAUGGUAACAUUCAUCCAGUUGUUAUAUUGCCAACGUGCGCUGCCGCUCUCAAAUGUGUACAAGAAAUAUAUUGCACACCGGAAGGAUUCGUCUCUGCAGUUCCAGUCGUCUUAAGCGAUGAACAGAAACUCAAUCGAGUUCCGUUAACUGAAUGUGCUGAUACAUCUGGAGUUGCUGGAAAAUGCUGCCGCGAUCCUCAAUACAAAGAUCCAUGGCCAUCUGCGAAUUUGGUGAAUGGUAUUGAUAACGGACAAUACCGAGAGGAUCCUUCUCUUGGCCAAUAUUCCAUCGACAUCUCGAGACCUACUAGAUCCCAUCCUAAGUUUGCGAACGUAGGCGGUACCUGUGGAACCCGUCAUUAUGAUACACAACCGAAAGGACCCGGAGCUUUGGAUGCACACUUCGCCGAGAUCCCUUGGCAAGCUAUGGUUCUCAGAGACUCCAACAGAAGUCUUCUUUGUGGCGGUGCAAUCAUCAGAACUGAUGCUGUAAUAACGUCCGCUCAUUGCGUCGAAGGACUUGACGCCAAUGAUGUCCUUAUUAAGGGCGGCGAAUGGAAAUUGGGAAUUGACGAGGAACCUCUUCCGUUCCAAAUUGUUAAAGUUAAAUCGAUCGUUAUUCAUCCAAGCUACGAUCAACAUUCGAAGGGAGAUGACGUGGCGAUUCUUUUAUUGGACGAACAUUUGAGAACUGCCAAGAAUAUCGAUACUAUCUGCUUGCCGAAACCGGAUUCUCAACCGGAAGGUAAAUGUAUUUCAACCGGUUGGGGAAAGAAGGUUUUACAAGUUCAUCUUAAAGAUGCUAUAAUGCGUCUUGUGGAUGUCGAUGUAAUUGGAAACGACGAAAGCGCUAAUAUUCUGCAGACGCACUUCCCGGAAUCCGUGGAUCUAUUGGCUCCAAGAACCGUUUGCGCUAAAUCCCAAGGCGAUCAAUGCAAAGUGGAUCAUGGAUCAGCUUUGGCUUGCACCACUGACGGUUAUCACUACACGUUGCACGGUAUCUUUAGCUGGGACACCGGCUGCAAAAACGAGAACCAAUUGGGUGGUUACAAUCUUCCGGACGUCAAAUGGAUCGAAACGGUUUUAUCGAAACACGUCGUCUACUGAACAUAGUUAAACGAAAAGACCCUAUUUACUUUUAUCUCAUAUCCUCUCACCGACCCCUUUAAUUCCUUCUCUUCCCCACACACGAAACUCCGAAAUCUAAUGAAUUGUAUUUUUUUUUGUUUGUUUUAUUGUACAUAACUUUAAUUAUUAUUUUAGCGACUAUUAU